Messenger RNA from Gadus chalcogrammus (walleye pollock), 5444 nucleotides. RefSeq lists its product as uncharacterized. Lineage: Eukaryota; Metazoa; Chordata; Actinopteri; Gadiformes; Gadidae. The record is from RefSeq and is a predicted model, not a curated record. The coding region runs from base 3288 to 4838 and encodes 516 amino acids. The transcript has 5 exons.
AGACGUGGCCACAGGCCAGCUGUGCACUGUAAACCCGAACAGUACUACUAACUCAAAAGUAUUGUGAAACAACAAACAAAAUCCGCUAUCAGGUCAACCCAACUUUAAGUUACUAAGUGUUCCGAACGAGGAAUGCAGUUAUAAUUUCGUGCUACUUAAAUUGUCUGAGCGAUCAUCACAACCUUACUCAAAACCUUUGAAUGCACGGAGGCGUGCAACGUAAUGACGUCAUUGCGCCAUUACGUUGGCGGCACCGACCGAACGAGGCAAAAAUCAAACCAACAUGGCGGUCGUGAAGCGAGAGGAGUGCAUCGGCUGCUGAAGUUAAGAAAACUUGAUCAAACACCUGAGACCAGAGAAGAGCACUGAGCAGUGAAUGGCACAGAACCUCUGGUAAACAUCUAUCUUGAAAGACACUGAAGAUGACUUUUGUUUGAGUAAUGGAGUGGAAGUGCAAAUUGUGUAUUGUGUCUGCAGACACCCGGGCACAGUUAUUCCGGCACUAUCGCUUGAAACACAGCCAUUACUCUAGAGUUAGCCCUCUACCAUGUCUCCAUGACUCUUGUAUUUGUACAUUUCUGUCCUUUAAUGCCUUGAAAAUUCAUUUGUCACGGUUUCACAGAGAUGUGUGUAGACCCAGUGCAAGUCACACAGCACAAGCAGAAAGGGCAGCUUUUACCUGUUCUGUGUGUAACUUGAAACAGCCCUUCUCACAAGAAACAUUGUUCACUCAUUUAAGGGGCCAUUUAAAAAAACGUGAGACAAUAACAUGCCCAUUUAAAAACUGUAACUACAGCACUAAUGUGUAUUCUUCUUUUAAUACACACAAAAGUAGGAUACAUGCAAAUAGUUCAGACUUUAGUGAUGAGAUAGUUUCAACAGAAAAUGCUACUGUAAAUGCUGCUGACCUUGAUUAUGAAGAUAAUUUCCUAUCCCAGCAUGCAGACUCAUUUGAUAAUCCUGAGGAUGACAGUGUAUGUGACUCCAGUCAGUUGAGAGCCCAGUUGCGCCAUAAUCUCUCCUCAUUAUUCCUUAAGAUGCAAACUGUUCUCCACGUUUCUGACAUGGCAACUCAGGAAAUAGUUGAUCAUCUCAGUCAGAUAUUUUCCUUGUCUCAGCCUCUCAUCAGGGAUACUGUAAAGGAGACACUACAGAGGCAUGAUAUCUCUAUUACUGAAGCUACCCUGAAUGAUUUAGUAAAUGAGGUUAUGAACACAAAUAUUUUUGUCAGUGCCACAACUAAAGGGGAGGAGAUGUCAACCAAAAAACGAAGAAAAAAAUUUGUUGAAAAAAAUUUCCCUGUUGUGAAGCCAGUGCAGUAUGAGUUGGAGCCUGGAUGCAGAGUAGCCUAUGUCCCUAUUCUCCAGGUGAUCCAGGAAAUGUUUAAACACACAGACAUCCUGGAAAGAAUAAAGGAAACAAAGGUGUCACAAAAAGGCCAUUACACGAGCCACCAAGAUGGUUUAUAUUUUCAAAAGAAUAAUUUGUUGUCUUCCUUAGAACUCUCACUGCCAAUUGUAUUGUACAUUGAUGAUAUUGAAAUUGCUAAUCCUUUAGGCACUUCAAGAAAAAUUCACAAACUGUGCUCAGUUUACUGGGUGCUUGCAGAUCUUCCACUUAAAUACAGAUCAGCGCUGCAUGUUAUUCAGCUAGCAGCCAUUUGUAAGGUCCCUGAUGUCCAGAAGUAUGGAUACAAAACAGUUCUCCGUCCUUUGUUACAAGACCUUUGCACUCUUGAACAAGACGGUGUGUUCAUCGAGUCUCUUGGCCAGUCAGUUCAAGGUACUGUUCUUUGUGUUGUGUCUGACAACCUGGCAGCACACGCAUUAGCAGGCUUCAUGCAAUCCUUCCGUGCAGGACACAUUUGUCGUUUUUGCAAUGCCACACGAGACCAGAUUCUGUCUCAUGAAGUUGGAGACGGUGAAUUUUGUCUGAGGACCAAAGCUAGUCAUGACCGUAAUUUGCUGACUGUUAUGCAAGGGGAUCAGAGUCACAGUGUAGUUGGUGUCAAAGGGGAUUGUGUCUUGAAUGAGAGUUUACGGCAUUUUCACACAACCACUGGCUUCCCACCAGAUAUUUUACAUGACCUUUUUGAGGGCAUUGUGCCGGUAGAAUUGGCCCUCUGCAUUCAGGAGAUGAUAAGGCUUAAAUACUUAACUCUCGAGGGACUAAACAGAAAAAUCAUGUCAUUCCAAUACGAAAACUCGGAUAAAGUUAACAGAUCACGGCCAAUUUCAAAGACCUUUGCCAGAAAGCGGUCAAUUGGUGGUAAUGGUCAUGAGAACAGCACAUUGUUGCGACUACUGCCAUUGAUGAUAGGCCAUACAGUUCCUGAUGGAGAUGGGGCUUGGACUAUAUUGAUGGAUUUAAAAGAUAUUGUCGAACUAGUCCUGUCCCCAACAUUUGAUGAUGAAUCUAUUGACUAUUUGAAGACCAAGAUUCAGGAUCACAGACGACUGCUUCAGGAGGUUUUCCCUGAGUUCAGACUGCUUCCUAAGCAUCACUAUUUAGAGCACUACCCAGAUCUCAGACGUUGUUUUGGACCCCUUGUCCAUUUGUGGACUAUGAGAUUUGAAGGAAAGCAUAGGUUUUUCAAGCGUGUAAUACACGAUACACAAAACUUUAAGAAUGUGGUGAAAACCCUAGCAACACGGCAUCAGCACAUGGUAUCAUACUACCUCAGUGCACCCUCAUUCUUUAAACCACACCAGCAGGCAUCAAAUGUCUCUUCAGUCUUGGUCUCAGUCCUUCCAGAUGUUGCUCAACAGUACAUUAGACAAAAAACAGACAGCAGUGUCAUAUACAGCACAUCAAACAUCAUUUUGGAUGGCACCAUGUAUGAUGUUGGGAGGUUUGUAUCUGUGGGACAAGAGGGAGGACUGCCUCAGUUUAGCAGGAUUGAGCAGAUCCUACUUGUUAACAGUGAUGUAAUGUUUCUAUGCAGGGAACACAAGUCAUGUUACAUUGAACACUUGAGAUCGUACAAACUGUACCCUGGAAAUUUAACAGUCAACAACAUAUUAGAGCUUAAUGACAGCUUACCGCUCUCAGCGUACCAUGUUGAAGGACAACUUCUGUUGACACCCAAGCGCUACAUACAGCUGAACAGAAAGUAAUUCAUACCAAAACAGUGAGUUGAUUUUGAGAUGAAAGGAAAUGUCUAAAUUCUUUCAUUUGAAGUUUUUGACUGUGUAAAUGAAUGUGUAAAGAUGAUUUUUUUAGACUAAGUUUUGUUGUUUCAUUCCCUACAAAAUUUGAUAACUGUUCUCUCUCUUGAUUUUCAGCUGAUGGCCAUGUCCCCAAAGUACCUUCUUCGUGUCUACAUAGCUACUGAUGUGGCUGUGAAAGUGACUUUGAAUGAGAGGCCAACAUCAGUUGAUGAGCUCAUCGGCAUCUUGAAAGACAAAGCUAAGCCAAGGCUGGACUUUGAAUUCACGUUACAGUAUGAGGAUCCGGACUUCGGAGGAGAGCUCUGCUGUUUGGUUGAUGUAGAAGACCUGCCAGAGAAGGGCACGCUUAGAGUUGUUAGAUCAGAAAGUGACCUAAGUUCAUGUGGUAGUUCAGACACAGAUAUCCUGCCUCACGUGCCUGUAAGCCAACGGCAAAAAACAUGGCCUGAUGUUUUCCCUGUCCCAACUUUUUCGUAUAAAGUUGAACAUGUCUUGCAAGAGGGGAACAGUGUUUUUGAGAGCUCUGGAAAGACUCUAAAAUUAAGCAGAGCACAAAAACACAACAUUAUAGAGAACAUGGCCUCCUUAAUGUACUCUUUUAAACCGUACCCAAGCGACAGGGAUGUAGGCAUGGCAGCUGACGCCCUGAUUAACGCUCACCCAUGUCUGAAAGAGCUGGGGUCUGCGAGUGGGUGGUACGGAUGGAAAAUUAGCCUGAAAUUUAAAAUGGGAAAUUACCGUACUAGGCUGGCAAGAGCUGGAUGCAAGGAGGUGUCCGUAAAUACAGGGAAAAGAAGCAGGAAUAAUCCAGAGAAAGCACAUCCCCACUCGAACAUUAAAAAAGCCAGAAGGGCUGAAGUAAACUUUCUCCCAAACUUCCCAAGAGGACAAAACGAGGACAGUUUGGAGGAAAUGAGAAUAGAGAUGAAAGCUGAAGUUGAUAGAGCCGACAGAAACCUACAAUCAAUAGAGAAACUCAUGCAGACAACCUUUGCACUUCGUCGUCAGGAAAUUGUUCAGGGAGACCCAUUGGUGAAGGACUUUCUGGAGAGAUGGCCUGCCCUUCAGGUCCAAUCACAGGUCUGUGCUGAGUUCCACAGGAUCACCAAUAUAAAUUUACGGAACCAGUUUUAUUGUGAACUAGAUCGGCACAUUCAACAGCUCAUAGAACUUUACAGACAGAAGGCAGCUCGUACUGGAAGGGUGGCAGGAGCACUGCGAGACAUCCUACAGUAUUAUGAAACUGAGGAUGUGCAGGAUAUCAACAUGAAACGCACUGUGGCCCUUCGUGCUCUCUCAGUAUACCUGCGGGAAGAGGACACACAGUUUUUCAAGACUUGGAACACUGAGGAAUCAGAGGAGCCAGACAUCGAGGACACACCCAUUGGUAUUGUCACGAUGAUCAGAGAAAGAAGUGCAUCUCCCGUUCACUUCAGUCCCGUAUCCACAGCCAUUGUGGUGGAAGAUGAAUUCAUCAUGAGGGACAUUGCCACGUUUGCCGAUGCAUAUGUGUUACUGUUUGGGCUGGUGUAUGUGUUACAUCUCGACUACCCAAAGAAGCUUGUUGGCACCUUCACUUUCAUACAAAAGGUUCUAAUGGGGUUGGAUGACGGUGCACCCCUGAAACCUACUCUGCUCUCUUUGAAAAAUGACCUGCUUACAGUGUAGACGUUACCUGUAUGAUGCAUGUUUGUUGUUACAUUGAUUUAUGUUCCUUUUUGGUUAUUUAUUUGAUUUAUUUUUUAUUCAUGUUCAAUGACUUGAUAUCUGAUAUCCUGAUAUUUACUUUUUGGUUAUUUAUUUAAUUUAUUUUUUAUUCAUUUCAAAUUAUUUCCUUGAAUGGCCAUAGAUGUAAAAAAAACUUGAAGAUGCUGUUUUGAAAGGCCAUACCUUUACACUGAGCACAAGUUCCCAAUGCUUUUAUACAAACAUUUAAACAUUUGCAGUGAUUUAUACAUAGCCAUAUAAAUCUGUUUUUAUAUAAUGUAUGUGUGGAUGUAUAUGUUGACGGUUCAUGAUAUGCAAGGUAUCCUUCAACCAAACGGGGUGUGUUUACAUUUUCAGAUUGUGCAUUUGUUGGCCUUGUUUUACUGGCCUGGUUUUACAAGUUGGAUGUCCAUGGUUAACAUACAGAUGUGUGUAUGUGGUGUUUGUAUACUUACAGCUCUGUUGCUGUGACCAAAGUGGUUUGGAGAAAAAGAAUAAAAUCUGAAUAAAAACAUUGAAAUAUUCUAAGUUUAUUUGAGUAUUCUGAACUUAAAAAAAAUAGUAGUU